Molecule: messenger RNA, 435 nt
Organism: Aphanomyces invadans
Lineage: Eukaryota; Oomycota; Saprolegniomycetes; Saprolegniales; Verrucalvaceae
Exons: 4
Coding region: 1-435 (144 amino acids)
Source: RefSeq, a predicted model, not a curated record
AUGUCGGACCGGACAAUGGCGAGCGCCGACGACUUCGCAAUGAACGAAGAUGACAUGGAGUGCAUUGCGCGGCUACUGCCGAUGGAUGAUGUCAGUAGUGCGUACCCCCUCGUGGACCUCGUUGACGACGACUCGACUUCCACGUCGACGUCGCAGAGCUGUACACUGCGUGAAAUCAGGGUGGCUGCGCUGGUGUACCUGUUUCAAUGCUUUCGCCCGGGCGACGUCAUUGCUUCCCUUGGUGUAUUCGCCCCCUGUCACUCCGUGACGCACUCAGUAUAUCUCCGACGCAUCAAGACAUUCCCCGACUUGUGGGAUGCCAAGUCGAAAGUGUUUUCAUCCUUGAGCCACGCCUUGGUCAACGUCGAGUUUGACAUGGGGACCAACUCUGUCAGAGCACAGUACAAGUUUUACCCUUCACUGAACUCGACAUAG